Molecule: messenger RNA, 1026 nt
Organism: Lactuca virosa
Lineage: Eukaryota; Viridiplantae; Streptophyta; Magnoliopsida; Asterales; Asteraceae
Source: the annotation of a GenBank genome assembly
AUGUGGUUUCAGUUCAGCCGAUUUCUUGUUAAAUUACUGUCCAAUCUCCAUCGCCACAUCUUUCUCCCUCGAUUAGGAAUGACUAUUACAAGUAAGAGGAUCAAAACUUGUGACAACAGUGAUGUGGCACCUUGUGAAGUUUGCAAGUCAUGGAGGUUACUCGCACUCCCUAACAAGAAAAGGUUUAUGGCAUCCAAACCACCCAUGUUAAUGCGUAUCUCUACUCGUGCUUCUAAUAAGAAAAGGUUCUGCCUAGAGGACUUUGAAGGAGGAAAAUUUAAAACCACACUUCCCCAUUCUUGUGGCAGGGUUUAUCUUGGAUUAACUUGUGGUUACUUUAUCAUGUUUGGGAGGGAUACCAAAGACUUCUGCCUUGUGAAUCCUAUCACAAGGCAUGGACUUCAUUUCCCUCCUGUUCCCACUCCCUAUUGUGAAUCAAGAAUCAGUGCUAUCCUUGUCUUUUCUUCUGUAAUAUCGAAAUGGGUGUUUGUUAUAUUAUAUAGAUUCGACUGUCUAAUAUGGUUUUGUAUAGCGGGUGAAGGAGCAUGGAAUCAUGUGUGUCACACUUCCCCCAUCAUUGAUAUACAUUCUUUCAAGGGUAAGAUAUAUACCAUAGACUAUGAUUACAAUAGUGGUAGAGGGGAAGCAAGACAUUUAUGUGAAAUGAGGCUCAAUCCAGAGCCCAAACUGAUGUUACUCGAAACCAAGAAUUUUCCAAAGGAAGACUUAAUUCUCCCAAAGUUUGUCAGUUCGGAUGAAAACCUUUAUCUGACAGAAUCCUUUCCAAAUAAUUCGUGGAAGGUUUUUGAACUUGAUUUUGGCAAAAUGAAAUGGGUGCCGUUUGAAGAGACAGGAGAUGAAUAUACAUUUUUCUUUAACGGUUUUAAACAUGGUGCUGCUGUUAAACUAGAGUCGAAAGACGGGAGAUAUGAUGAUCUUGAUGAAAGUGGAAAUGGCAGGUUCAUUGGUAGGAACAUGUGGUACUUCCCUCAUGAAUGUUUGAAUGUUAAUCUCUUACAUGAGUGA